CACAUCUUCACUGGACUUUCUCCUCUGCAUCCGAUAAACUCGAAGCUUUAGUCCAGGACGGACGAUUGACCUUGGAGACUGUUUGUGUCGUCUUGUGGGUUUACUUCCAGUUGCAAUGAGAAUAAAACAGUAAAGCUCAAUUUGUUGACAUCAUUGUAGAAUAAACACCAUUAAACUGAAAUAAUACCUCUAUAUAUCACGUUUCUGCAUUUUCAACAUGGCUUCUUCAUUAUAGGCACCAUAAUCAGUGUUGAGUUACUGACAGAAUUUGCAUCUCUAUGGUUUCCCUAUUGUAUUGUGCCAGUCACCGAGACAGAUGACCCUAUAGAUUUUCCAGCUUUGGUGUCCACUGGUCUUUGGACCCGAUAACCAGUGACUGACAGCUGCUUCUCCUUUUGUAACCAUUUAUAAAUCAUGCACAGGGUGACCGACAAUCUAUCAGUAUGAUGAUUUAAGUUGAAGCAAAGUUCAUUUUUUUAUUUCUGUGCAUCACUUUGAGGUAUAAAGUUGAAUGUGUGUAAUCUGCCUGUGUUAAAUUACUUACCCCCCCAGGAGUUUCUGAAUGUUAAGUGUUAUGUUUCACUUCCGGCGUCCAUUUGGACCGAUAAGGCUGUCACACGAGUAACUAACGGACAUGUUUUACACCGAAACCAGUGACUUGGGCAGCGUUAAUCGUUAGACGCCUUACCAAUUACAUGAGAGAUGACCUGUUGUGUCGGCAGAUUCGCACUCAGAUUGCGCGCUGUUGACUGUGACUUAUCUGUGUCUGUGUGUGUGCACAGUCUCCCCACGAGGCCAGGCACAAGACGCACCCAAGAUGCCGGACACAAUGUGUCAUGUCCAAGGAGCCCUCUUCCAACCUGGAGAGCGCCAUGCAGAUGCUCAUCAAAACCUUCCACAAGUACUCAGGAAAGGAAGGUGACAAGUACACUCUGAGCAGGGGCGAACUCAAGGAGCUGCUAAUAGAGGAGCUGGGCAGUUACCUCGGGAACUCCAAAGACAACGAAGCGGUAGAAAAGGUGAUGAACGACCUGGACGCCAACAACGACGGCGAGGUGGACUUCACAGAGUUCAUCAUCCUGAUGGGGGCCCUCACGGUCGCCUGCAACGACUUCUUCCUGGAGUACAAAACGGACGACAAGAAAGAAGGCGAGUCGGCACAGAAGUAGGGUCGAAACUGAGCGACGGGGAAACAGGAGGAGAGGAGAAGGAGGGGAACGAACUCUAAAAUCUGGUGGCUUCUAUUUUUUCUCUCUCUCACUCCUUUUUAGUGCAGUUUCUAAACACUGCAAAUACAAACGGGCAAAGAUGUCAAACAGCUAGUUUCUGGGUGCACAAAACACGUGGAAUUCACUGAGAGGACUGUUAUUCAUACCAAAGCUAAUCCGGAUCAAGUUCCACYGAGCCACUUCACACAUACAACAGGGUCCAUUUCAACACAGAUCAACUCAAAUGUCUGUUUUUUUUUUCCUAGCUUUAAGACACUGGAAAAAAAAUGGAGUUCUUCAGAAAUGAAUGUCUGAGUGCUUCUUGCACAUGAAUAAUUUGUGAACAUAUAUACAGUUUCAGAUCAUCAUAAAUAUUGUAUGUAGUCAGUGUUAAAAAAUAGGAGAUCUUGCACCUAUUUUGUAAUCUUUUUUUUUUCAGAAAUAACCAAUGUUUAAACAUAUUAAACGUCACAUUUAACCAACAACUACUGGCUGUUUAUUUGGUUUUCAGGUGUAAAUAAAUGUGUGUAUAAACUUG
Austrofundulus limnaeus is the source of this 1746-nucleotide messenger RNA. RefSeq names its product S100 calcium binding protein S (gene s100s). Lineage: Eukaryota; Metazoa; Chordata; Actinopteri; Cyprinodontiformes; Rivulidae. Gene Ontology annotation, molecular function: calcium-dependent protein binding; calcium ion binding. Gene Ontology annotation, cellular component: cytoplasm. The transcript is spliced from 3 exons. Bases 837 to 1169 code for a protein of 110 amino acids. The record is from RefSeq and is a predicted model, not a curated record.